AUGGAAGGAGCUCGAAGAGCGGCAGAGGCUGUUAAGCAAGACGCAGGGCGUCUUCAGAGAUCAGUCAAAGAAGAAAAGAAGAGAGCUGAUGAAGCCGUCGCAGAAGCAGAGGCAGCAAGCAACGCAGCUAAGAACGACGCUUGCGAGGCUAAAGCUGCCAAAGAAGAUGCUGAAAGGCGGCUUAGGGAGGGCAUCCAACCCGUCAUAACGCCCACCCCUCAAGAAAUUCUUGCUGCCAAAGCAAAAAUUCAGUACCAGGAGAAUUUGUUUCAUUUUGCUGUUGCUGGGAGGGCGGGGGCGGGAAAGUCAACCCUCGUCAACGCAUUCCGCGGUAUGAGUAACCGCGAAGCUGGUUCCGCUCAUGCAGGGGUCACGGAGACCACCUCGACAUUAGGAAGAUAUCCAGACCCUGAUGAGCGGUGCCAUCAUGUCUGGUACGAUCUUCCUGGAGCGGGGACGAUCAAGGUCCCGGAUUGGCAGUAUUUCAACGCUCAGGGACUCUACGUCUUCAAUUGCAUUGUCAUUCUGUUCGAUAAUCGGUUCACCUGUACCGACAUUGCUAUUCUCCUCAACUGCAGUCGUUUCAAAAUUCCCACUUACGUUGUCCGCUCAAAAGCCGACCAACAUAUCCGGAACAUGAUGAAGGAGAUGGGGUACAACAGCGACGAUGAAAAUGUCGACCGGACGCUACGGUCAGCCUUGUACAUGGCUGCAAGAGAGCAGCUCGUGGAUGAAACUCGCCGCAAUGUCAAGGCGAAUCUUGCGGAGGCGAAUCUACCCGACCAAAAGGUUUACGUUGUCUCUAGUCGACGUCUGCGAGCUGUAGCCAAAGGCGAGCAGCCGAAAAGGGUCAUCGAUGAGGGUCACCUGCUGAAUGAUCUAUAUGCGGAAGCACAACCUAGAUGUGCCCGGGAGGAAUUUCUGCCGGAGAGACUGGUCUCGUGGAAGUAA
This is a messenger RNA of Suillus paluster, 951 nucleotides long. Its product is annotated as interferon-inducible GTPase-domain-containing protein. Gene Ontology annotation, molecular function: GTP binding. The coding region runs from base 1 to 951 and encodes 316 amino acids. Gene Ontology annotation, cellular component: membrane. The transcript has a single exon. Lineage: Eukaryota; Fungi; Basidiomycota; Agaricomycetes; Boletales; Suillaceae. The record is from RefSeq and is a predicted model, not a curated record.